AUGGUGAAAGAUACGAUCUAUAUUGAUAAUUAUGAUAUAGAUGUUUUAUUUGAUACAAGGGCUACUCAUUCCUGUAUUUCGAAUUUUAUGGAUGUGGGCUUGAAUCUGCAUAUGUGUAAGGUAUCUCCUCCUAUGAAAGUAACUACAACUACUGGGGAAAAGUGUGGUACUUUCUACAUAUGCAAGGAUGUCGAGUUUAAGUACGAGGGCCGAGAUUAUGUAAUUGAUUUCGUUUGUCUACCCAUGAUUGGUCUUCAGGUUAUCUUGGGUAUGGACUGGCUUUCUAAGAAUUGUGCAACGAUUGACUAUUGUGGUAAAAGGCUAGUGAUGUUAUUUGAUGAGUCUGUUACUAGCUCCUCUCCUAUUAUAUCAAUACUUCAAGCCAAAUAG
Molecule: messenger RNA, 390 nt
Organism: Gastrolobium bilobum
Lineage: Eukaryota; Viridiplantae; Streptophyta; Magnoliopsida; Fabales; Fabaceae
Exons: 1
Coding region: 1-390 (129 amino acids)
Source: RefSeq, a predicted model, not a curated record